Messenger RNA from Carassius carassius (crucian carp), 1306 nucleotides. RefSeq names its product SLAM family member 5-like. Bases 1 to 636 code for a protein of 211 amino acids. The transcript has 5 exons. The record is from RefSeq and is a predicted model, not a curated record. NCBI's taxonomy places the organism in Eukaryota, Metazoa, Chordata, Actinopteri, Cypriniformes, Cyprinidae.
AUGACUGAGCUGGACAAUCAAACUGGAUCUCUGAUCAUCACAAACAUCACAACUCAACACGCUGGACUCUAUAAACUAGAGAUAAGUGGAGCAAAACUGAUAUCAAAAACAUUCAGUGUUUCUGUCUUUGCUCGUCUUCCUGUUCCUGUCAUCAGCAAUAACUCUUCAAACUGUUCUUCGUCUUCAUCAUCAUCUUCAUCACAGCAGAAUUGUUCAUUGUUGUGUUCAGUGGUGAAUGUGGGUCAUGUGACUCUCUCCUGGUACAAAGGAAACAGUUUAUUGUCCAGCAUCAGUGUGUCUGAUCUCAGCAUCAGUCUCUCUCUACCUCUGGAGGUGGAAUAUCAGGAGAAAAACAGCUACAGCUGUGUGAUCAACAAUCCCAUCAGAAACCAGACCACACAUCUGGACAUCACUCAACUCUGUCAGCCAUGUUCAGACUCUGUGUCUCUGAUAGUGUUGGUCUCUGUUUCUGCUGCUGCUGGAUCUCUGUUGAUGUUAGCUGCAGUCGGGUUCUUCUUCAUCUACAGAAGACACAGGAAAAGGGAUCAAGAAGGCAAGUGUUACCUACUGCUUUUAAAAAGUAUUAUAACAAAUGCUAAUAAAUAUGUAUUGAUAAUUAUCAUAAUCAAAAUUUAAAUGCCAAUUAUUCUCAUCAACUAAUGUGCUUUUUUGCAAUUUCUGUAGAUGGAACUCAUGAAUGUCUAAAUAUAUGUGACAAUGAACACAGCUCUUUACUCAUCUCAGUGUGUGUGUGUGUUUGUGUGGAACAGUUAAAAUUAAAGUUGUUAAUGCUUUUUUAAGAAGUUGCACUUCUAAAUAUUUAAAUGCAUACAUUAAUGUUUUCAUUUCGAUAGCCCUAAUAUUAACACCACAUACUGUAAGUUAUGAAGAAAUGAAUCCAGCUAAGAUUGAGUUUAGUUGUUUUAAUGUAUCUGUUGGUGUUGCUCUUACUAAAACAGUCCAGACUUGUGAAGAAGAGAUCACUUACGCUGACCCCACAUUCCACAAAAGAACAGCACAGAAAUCGAAUGUUAAAAAGGAAGAUCAUGUUGAGUAUGCACCGAUUGCCAUGAGAAGAUGAUCAAACUUAAAUCCUUCCCCAAGUACAAGAACUCUUAAAUCUCCUUCAACAACCUCGGUUUCAGAGCUUUAGGAUUAACAGCAGGAUCAUUCUGAAGCAAUGUAAUUAAAGAUGGAUUCGUGAAAUGGUCUCCUCCAAAGUAUUUGUUUUGUAGUACAAAGACUUUUAACUGUGGCCAGUAGGAGAAUUCUCAUGUUACUCUUAAAGACACAGUGUAUGUUAAUA